GCCUAACCUUAAUUCGUCUGGAUAUCGUGCAACGCAUUGCUCAUUUAUCUCUGACAACCAUUCCGAACCGCCAGUACGACGCUCAAUGGCCCAUAUUGUUUCCUGCAUGGCCAACAUCAGUGCCGACCACAGCCCGCCCAGAGAAUAUAUAGUUACACACAUUGCAGCCCAGAUGUCGACGGACUCGGUAAGUCGUUGCAGACCGUCCCUGGUGGAUAUUCACAAACCUCCAAUUCUUACACCACCCAACGCCACACAGCUUGCGUCAGUCUCAUCUGGCGAGGAGCGAAAGUCCUUUGUCUGGAGGAUGCAGCAACCAGAGAUUCGAAAGUACCAGCUCUUUCCGACGCAGAAGCAGCUCCCAACGCUGGCUGCCGGCAAACCCCUCGAUGUAGAGCAGCUCCAGUCGGCCGCUCAAGUGGCCGUCCCCGACAAGACGGAAAAAACUUCCUUGACUAGUGGCCUGCGUUCGCGAAUCAAGGAACACAACCUCAACAGAAGACGCAAAGUCAGCGUGCCAGAACUUGGACCUAUGACGACGGUUCAAGAAGUGGCCAUGGACUCUCCUACGAUACCGGGCCGUCCUGCCCUUCAUGAACGAUCUAUGAGCUCCCCAGUUGGUGCCGGACGUUACCAGUCAACCGAAGAGGCUCAGGGAACCUCUGGCGCCAUCCCACGUUCUGUCCCUGUCCUCGACACCACCAUUCCAAGGGCAGCGUUGUCCCCCAAGGACCUGGCCCCUUUGGUCAUUCCUUUGCAGGGCGCCACGCUUCCCACUUCCAGGCAGAUCGUCUCGCCCCCUGCACGCUCUCGAGCUGGGACAACUCCUCAAGACCAAUCGAUGCGGACGGUCACAACGCCAUUUACACCCAUGACUGCGUCAACGAUUGGUUACACUCCACGAUCGGCAAUGACAACAUCAACCAUGCCUACGCCAAUCUCAGCACCCGCCGAUGCCCGAUCCUCACCUGAGCCAUGGGGAGACAAGCAAAGCACAGCCACGGUCGCCGUGGUUGCUAAGCCAUCCUUCGAGACCCUCAACAUGGCCAGAAUGCCGUCUAUCGAGACCUUGCAACAAGGUAGCGCAUCUGCCCUCUCGUCUCACGGCCGAAGUGGCUCCGCAUCUGUCCUUCCCUUCCAGAACCGCACGGGAUCGGCCGCUGGUCACCGGAGGAAUCAGUCUGACACCGGCAGCAUCAUGGAACGUGGAAGACCUCGCAAAAGGGCUGAUGGCACUCUCAUCUCCGGGAAGGCUCAUAAACGCAGCUCCUCCCGGCAGAGCAGGAGUGCGGAGAGGCGUGCUUUUGAGGAGUUACCUCUGGGAUGGAAGCCUAGCGAUGCACGACACCUCGUUGAUGCUGUGGAGCUCGACCAGCUGCAGAGGCAGGCUGAGGACCAGGCGGUCCGCUUUGAUGUGCUCAGGAAGGACGACGUUGAUCGGUUAUCCCAGGAGCUUCGCCGCCUCGACGAGCGAACAGACUACCUGCGUCGCACGUACACAUCCCUCCGUGCUGGCCGCCGCAACCUGCACUCGCGCAUCUGCCAGUAUCUACGUUCCUCCCGGGGUUCGGCUUUCAGCCAGGAGGCGUUACUUAAACAAGAGGAGGCUCUGGCGGAGCUCGACGCAUCCAUCGACGAUUGGGUCUCCAAGCUUGAGCAUGCCGAGAACCGCCGCACUCGUGUCAGACAGAAGCUCCUGGAGCACGUCGCUGCUGCUGUCACCCUCGGGCCGGCACCUCGACAGGACGCCAGAACACACGAGGCCCCCCGCACAGUCCACGGCGCCAACGUCCUGCCCAUGAGCGCCACGGAUCUGUCGACUCCUCCCCGAAGCCCCAACAAGGAGACUUUCCUAAAGAUCGAGGCCUCGCCUUCUCCAUCCCCACAGCGUGUCGUCGCUCGCGUGCCAUCCGUAAUUCCCGAAGAGGCUGACAGCAUUAUCAACUGCCGGCUCUCGGCCGCGACCAUUGCACAGAACACAUUGGAGCGUAUGGAAAGCAUCCGCAUCUAUGCUGACAGCGAUGUUUAUGAACUUCUCGCCGACGUGGAGAGCGAGUUCACCAAGCUCAAUGGCACUCAAGCCGUCACUCCACAAGCAGUGCAGAGUCCUCAAUUUGACGCCAAGAGGAAAGAGCUCCACCGCGCUCGGAGUCACGAGUUACUGAACGGAUCCUCGAAAUUACCUGCCACAUCGACUUCUCCCACCAUCAAACCCCUGUACAACGCCACUUCUGCCGCCGAUGAUAGUUGCAUUAUUCUUUCGUCAGCCGUCUUUCAACCACAGCGUUCACAAACGCCGAAUUUCUGAAGCGUCCCAUCGUCUUUCUCUUCUCGAGCCUUCUCCCUCUAAAGACACGGCGGCUAUCCGCGUGUCAAAGCCCAGGCCCAUUAAUGCUGACUGCAUCCUCUCUCUUGAGAGGCUUCUCCUUCCAUGUCAUGGAGUUU
Messenger RNA from Microdochium trichocladiopsis, 2445 nucleotides. RefSeq names its product Up-regulated during septation-domain-containing protein. The record is from RefSeq and is a predicted model, not a curated record. NCBI's taxonomy places the organism in Eukaryota, Fungi, Ascomycota, Sordariomycetes, Xylariales, Microdochiaceae. The transcript has 2 exons. The coding region runs from base 86 to 2308 and encodes 740 amino acids.